This is a messenger RNA of Zerene cesonia (dogface butterfly), 2917 nucleotides long. It is a transcript of the gene spel1, whose product is annotated as DNA mismatch repair protein Msh2. Bases 137 to 2890 code for a protein of 917 amino acids. Gene Ontology annotation, cellular component: nucleus; MutSalpha complex. Gene Ontology annotation, molecular function: ATP-dependent DNA damage sensor activity; mismatched DNA binding; ATP binding. The transcript has 16 exons. The record is from RefSeq and is a predicted model, not a curated record. NCBI's taxonomy places the organism in Eukaryota, Metazoa, Arthropoda, Insecta, Lepidoptera, Pieridae. Gene Ontology annotation, biological process: mismatch repair; mitotic recombination.
UACACUGAUAAAUGAAAAAUACAGAAUAUAGUAUAUUGCGAAUAAUUUUGUGUCCAUUAAACUUUAGAGACUAGAGUGCAGAAAUUAGUCAAAUAAAUCACUGGAGUCGUGAAUAAUAUAAUUUGGACAUCUAAUAAUGUCUUCGCUACAACCAAUACAAGCUCUGAAUUUAGAUUCAGUCAAACAACAAGCAUUCAUAAAAUACUUCAGAUCAUUACCAGAGAAACCACCUACAACAGUAAGAAUAUUCGAUCGCAAUGAUUACUACAGUGUGCAUGGUUCGGACGCAACAACUGCGGCGAGAGAGGUGUUUUCGUCGAUAUCAAAUAUCAAAAAAAUGGGUAUCGAACCUAAUCGGCUGGACUAUCUCGUACUCUCGAAAGGGAACUUUGAAAUACUGAUACGGAAACUUUUACUGGUACGUCGCUACAGAGUAGAAAUAUAUGUAUCUGAAGGGUCUGCAAAGGCCAAUGAAUGGUUUUUGAAAUACAAAGGAUCACCAGGAUGCCUCUCGCAGCUGGAAGAAGUUCUCGGCGAAGGUCUCGGUUCGCCCAACGAUAAUGGACCCUGUUUAAUGGCUGUUAAUAUCAAAACGGAUCCAGUUACUAAGGGUCGUCUUUUGGGAGUAGCGUGUAUAACAGCGAAUGAAUAUCAUAUGUCGGUAUCGGAAUUUACUGAUGACGACUUGCUCACUCAAUUGGAGACUAUUACGGUGCAAAUGGCGCCCUCCGAGUGUCUUGUACCGCAGGCGGAUAAUGAUGAUUACAAAUCGCUCAAAAAGGUAAUGGACCGCGCGAACAUAACAUUGACUAAGUUGAAGAAAAUCGAUUUCUCCACCGAAGGAGUCAUUCAAGAUUUGAACAGGCUUCUUAAGUUCAAAGACAAUCAGCAACAAGACGCGAAUGCUUUUCCUGAGACUACAUUAAAUUCAGCGAUGGCGAGUCUCGCCGCGGCAAUUAGAUAUACUUCGCUACUAACAGAUAGCACCAACUUUGGAAGAUUUCGUAUAAAUUCGAUAAAAGCAGAAUGCUACCUGCACUUGGACGCAGCGGCACUAAGUGCACUAAAUGUACUGCCCGAGCUGGGCGACACUUCGCACGCGCCGGCGCGCAGUUUGUACGGAUUGCUCGAUAGAUGUCGUACGCAGCAAGGAAAAAGACUCUUAGCACAAUGGUUGCGUCAGCCGCUUCGCGAUAUAAAUCUCAUAAAUGAACGAUUGGACAUAGUUGAGUUGCUGGUGAACAAUUCACAAUUGCGUCUGCCGUUGCAUGAUGACCAUCUACGAAGGAUUCCGGAUUUGCAAGCUUUAGCUCGAAGACUGACGAGGAAAAAGGCUAAUUUACAUGAUUGUUAUAAAAUAUAUCAGGCAAUACAAAGACUGCCAGCAUUACUACAAUGUUUGGCUGAAUCAAACAGUCCAACAGUUCAUUCGUCCUUAACAGAACCAAUAUCUGAACUCAAUGAUGACUUGGAUAAGUUUCAACAGAUGAUUGAAACCACAGUCGAUAUGGAUGCUGUUGACAGAGGUGAUUUUCUUGUGAAGCCAUCAUUUGAUGAUCAACUUCAAACCCUUCAUGAAGAGCUAGAGAAAAUUCAGGCAUCCGCAGACAAAGAGCUAAAUAGAGCAGCUAAUGAUUUAGGACUUGACGCAGGCAAGACAAUUAAGCUUGAAAAUAAUCCACAGAAUGGAUUUUAUUUCAGGGUAACAUUGAAAGAAGAGCAAGCACUGCGUGGUAACAAGAAGUACACAAUAAUAGAUGCUGUUAAAAGUGGUGUGAGAUUCAAAACUAAUAAAUUGGAGAGCAUCACUGAGGACUAUGUUCAGACUAGGACUAACUAUGAGAAGGAACAGGACAAAGUUGUAGCGGAAAUCAUUGGGAUUGCAGCUGGCUAUUCAGAAUGUCUCUUCUGUCUGUCCCACAUAAUAUCGCGACUGGAUGUGCUAGUAUCAUUCGCUGUAGCAGCAACCACAGCCCCAUAUCCAUACACUCGGCCAGUAAUCACGGAGAGUUUGGAUGAACUGGUGCUGAAGGAUGUUAGACACCCGUGCUUGGAGGUGCAGGAGGGUGUGUCGUUUAUACCCAAUGAUGUGGUGUUUAAACGAGACUCAUGCCUAAUGCACAUAGUAACAGGCGCAAACAUGGGCGGCAAGUCCACUUGGAUGCGUUCAUGCGGGAUAGCCGUGCUUCUGGCCCACACGGGGUGCUUGGUCCCCGCGAGUGUGGCCCAUGUCCCACGUUUGAGAGCGUUGUGCGCUAGAGUGGGGGCCAACGACAGAGAGGAUAGAGGACAAAGUACAUUUAUGAUGGAAAUGAUAGAGUCCGCUGCUAUACUGAGGACCGCUACCCCAGACUCACUGGUGCUUGUGGAUGAACUCGGUCGAGGAACAUCCACGUAUGAAGGCUGCGGCAUCGCCUGGGCCAUUGCAGAAAAAUUAGCAACGGAAAGCAAAUGUUUUUGCCUGUUCGCGACACACUACCACGAGCUGACCAGACUGCCGAGUUUGCAUCCGAACGUUAUAGUGAAUUCGCACGCGGAAGCAUCAGUAAUAAACCAACAAUUGUUGUUGUUGCAUAAAAUCGUCCCCGGACCGGCCACACAUUCCCUGGGAUUGCAUGUUGCAAAGUUAGCUGAUUUACCCGACUCUAUUAUUCAGUAUGCAGAAGCGAAACAAGCUGAAUUGGAAACAAAUUUGUUUGAAAUUGAAUCGUCCGUUGAAACAUACGAAUCAAAUGAGGGCCAGAAGCUUAUGACUGAAUUUCUCAGAAAAUGUAAACAAAUACAAGAGACGGUGGCUUCCGACCAAGACAUGAUGAUGGAGAUCAAUAAACUUAAACAGGAUCUGUUAAAACAGAACAGUAAAUAUGUGAACUCCUUGUUGGCUGUGUAAAUGUGAUUGAAAAAAAAUUUUUUCGUA